AUGGGUUUAGUUAUUAUUGCUUCAACAUUGGCAUUGAUCGCUGCAUGUAUUUCAAAAACGAAUUUAUUAUAUGCAGUUGGUUCAAGUUGUAUCAAUGGUGUUGCUGUUUUAGAUUUAAAUAUCAUUGAAGAUAGUGCAGGCGAUUGUUUUUAUUUCAACUCAUAUUAA
Molecule: messenger RNA, 168 nt
Organism: Dictyostelium purpureum
Lineage: Eukaryota; Evosea; Eumycetozoa; Dictyosteliales; Dictyosteliaceae
Exons: 1
Coding region: 1-168 (55 amino acids)
Source: RefSeq, a predicted model, not a curated record